CUUUUGUUUUUCUCUUCUUUCUAAAUCAUCCUUUCUCCCUAUUUUCAAGAUUCUUCAUUCACCCUUUUUUUCCCCAUUUUUCUCUCCAUCUUUUCUUCCAUUUUUCAACACCCUUUUGCUUUAAUUACAAAACCCAUAAUUUAUUUUCAUAAAAAAUUCAAUUAAAAAAAAAAUUAUUUCUAUGGCGGAAGAACAUGAAUUUCAAUCCCAAGAAGGUGGACGUCACCAAUUAUGUGCAAAUAAUUGUGGUUUUUUUGGCAACUCUACCACCGAAAAUUAUUGUUCAAAAUGUUAUCGCGAUAUCGAAAAACAAAAAUCCGAUGCAAAAUCAAUCGAUUCUCUUUUUUCUCCGACAAAAAAAGUGUCGAAAAAAAAGAUAAUAGAGCCGAUUGUUUUGAUGACGGAUACAGUAAAUGCUACGACGUCAAAUGUUGUGACGCCGCAGUCGAAUAGAUGUUUGGUUUGUAAGAAGAAAAUGGGGUUAAUGGGAUUUAAAUGUAGGUGUGGGACCAUAUUUUGUGGGACCCAUAGGUAUCCAGAGGUUCAUGCUUGUACAUUUGAUUUUAAGUCAAUGGGGAGAGAAGCUAUAGCUAAGGCAAAUCCAUUGAUCAAAGCUGAGAAAUUAAAGAAGAUUUAAUCCUAACCGUUGGAUUAAAUGACUUUUUCUUUGGUGUUGGAAGUGAUGAAAGCGAUGAUGAUGGUGGUGAUGGUGAUCGUGAUCAUGAUUCUCCGUCGAGACCAAAUUGAAAAUAAAAAGGAAAAUAUUGGGGUUGUUUGGUUCAAAAAAAAAAUUAUGUGAAUGUAAAAUGUAAAUUUAUAUUUUAAUUUUCUUUUUUAGUAUUAAUCCUUUUUUUUCUAGGAAAUAAUUUAUAUUACUUGGCUUGCUUUGUUAUAAAAAGACUUGAAUUUCGCUUUAUUAUUA
Molecule: messenger RNA, 922 nt
Organism: Solanum pennellii
Lineage: Eukaryota; Viridiplantae; Streptophyta; Magnoliopsida; Solanales; Solanaceae
Product: zinc finger A20 and AN1 domain-containing stress-associated protein 4-like
Exons: 1
Coding region: 182-637 (151 amino acids)
Molecular function (GO): zinc ion binding; DNA binding
Source: RefSeq, a predicted model, not a curated record